This is a messenger RNA of Colletotrichum orchidophilum, 699 nucleotides long. RefSeq lists its product as uncharacterized. Bases 1 to 699 code for a protein of 232 amino acids. Lineage: Eukaryota; Fungi; Ascomycota; Sordariomycetes; Glomerellales; Glomerellaceae. The record is from RefSeq and is a predicted model, not a curated record. The transcript has 2 exons.
AUGUCUGCAUACCGCUCUAAUGCACAAGAUGCAGCCUUAGUCAUUGGUCUCACUCAGAUGACAUCCACCGUCCACUGCCAGAGGUCCCACUGCUGCCUUAGACGGUUCUCUGCCAAUUGCCUACCCGUGGUCGUGAUGCCUUCGCUCCUUUUCAUCUUCUUGUCCCUUGUCUACUCCAGUAUAAGUCAUCACGAACACACUCACUUGGGUUCCCUUUCCUAUUUCCUUUUCUGCCUUAUUCCCCUUGCUUCUCUGCAUACCUGGCAGCUUUCAGUCUCUCUGAACAUUGCUCAACUCGAUAUCCCCCCCCAUCCCCCUCCAACCAAACACCAACAACGCACCUUUCCUCGAGAGAUAAAGUCAUCCACACUCCCAACUCACAUCUCCAGGAUCAAUUCCUCGGUCUUUCACAUCAUCCAUCACUUCAGUCACUCAACUUACCACCGAAGAACCUUUACAAUGUGCUAUCAACUUGUCGAGCUCUACUCGGCGUGCCGCUGCCUCUACUACCAGCACGCCAUUGACAGAUGCGCUGCCUACGGAAGACCAGGACAUAGCAUCCAGAAUAGAACGAUUUUAGUCGGAUACGCCUGCCAUGCUCACUCUUCAUCACAUGGCAAUUACGCAUCACAACACUCAUACUCCGACUCUGGCUACCACUCUAGCCAUUCAAGCAAGGGCUCCCGCCACUACCGGUGA